Molecule: messenger RNA, 2329 nt
Organism: Mus musculus (house mouse)
Lineage: Eukaryota; Metazoa; Chordata; Mammalia; Rodentia; Muridae
Gene: Ccdc184
Product: coiled-coil domain containing 184
Exons: 1
Coding region: 511-1086 (191 amino acids)
Cellular component (GO): cytoplasm
Source: RefSeq, marked validated
UUGGAAACGGGGGAGCAUCCGCGGCGCCGCCGGGAGACCCGCCCCUGCCUCUCCAGCCGCACUCGCGGGCACUGCUGGUGGAUGGCUGGGGGGAGUCCCGAGACUGACGCGCUGCGGGUCCCCGUCUCGACCCCGAGCCCUCUGCGAGCGCCUCUGUGACCUGUGAGCACUCUUUGUCGGUGAUUGCCGGGAGGGCGGCGGGGACAUAGGUACCACACUGGAGGCGAGCGGGCAAGCCACUUUUGCCCCCUGGGUAAGCCCGAAGAUCCUGGUCCCGGGACCCUAGACAGGUCUUCGAUCCAUAGACUCUUCUCAGCCCUCCUUGAUCCCGCCCGUGUCCUCUGCCUGGGGCCGCUCUCUUCACGUAGGCUCCCCGCCCCUCUAGGGAGCCUAGGUGUCCCUGGGCUCCACCCCGUCCCUCCCGGGACCUCUCCCCCUCCACACCCUUCCCCCACCCUGGAGGCCCGCUGGACACGACCCAGAGCUGCCACCGCCCGCUUCUGCCACUCAAUGGAGGACAGUCUGCUGGAGAUCAUGACCAAGGACGGCGGCGACAUGCCAGCGCCUCUGGAGGUGUCCACGGUGCCCGCCGUGGGGGACGUGAUCUCUGGGGAGUAUAACGGCGGUAUGAAGGAACUGAUGGAGCACCUGAAGGCCCAGCUGCAGGCCCUGUUUGAGGACGUGAGGGCCAUGCGAGGGGCACUGGACGAGCAGGCCUCGCACAUCCAGGUUCUGUCGGACGACGUGUGCGCCAACCAGCGGGCUAUAGUCUCCAUGUGCCAGAUUAUGACCACUGCGCCCCGCCAGGGAGGCUUGGGCGUGGCCGGCGGCAAGGGGAGCUUCCCAAGUGUUCCCCAUGAACCAGAGACACCUUCGCCUGGGAUCGAGGACAGCGGCUUGCUGGGUCGUGAUCCUGAUGAAGACGAGGACGAAGAGGAGAAAGAGACACCUAACCCCGCCACACCCACCAGUCACUGCGAGCUCUCUGAGAGCCCCGGUCUCCUUGGGGAGGAUGGGCCACUUGUGGAGCCCCCCGACCUUCCUGACAUUACCCUGCUGCAGCUGGAGGGCGAGGCCUCUCUGUGAGGGAGACCCCACCAGGGAACCAACUACCCGCGCUGGCUUUGGGUUUCCAAGUGCUUAACCCGAGGGGACUGAACAGUGCGGUGCAGUGUUCUUCACUUCAAACGUGGUCCUUAUAGGUCAGGGAGAGAGACUCCCUCACAGAAGGAUUUGUAGAGUCAAGGACUUUGGAAGCAUCGCGAAUUCCACCCAAGCAGGCAUCAUAGCAAACUGCAGAAAGGUGAGGUUCCCAGAAAGGACGUGCCCAUCUCUGGACUCUCAUCUAUCCCUUUACCUUGCCCCCUUCCCCUCUUCCUAGGAAACAGGAGGACCAUUGAAUUAUGUAAAUAAAAUUCUGCUUUUUCUAUUCUGAAAAAGGAGUCAUCUAGGACUUUGGCAAAUAAUCUCUAUUUACCUAGAAAUUAAGGAGUUGGGGUAUUCUGUUCUGGCAACAGGAAAUUUACCCUUUUCCCCAAACCCAAGAUAUUCAGUGCUCUGCGGAAACCUCUCCCCCUUACAGAUCGCUCUGCAACUGCUGAUGGGUAAAGGAAGCUUGAGGAGGGAACUGCGGCCCUAGGAGUCAGGGUACUCGGGUUCCCAGGGCCCCUAGGCUGGGAGGAGCUGGCUCUGAUGUGCAUGAAGACACAAGAGCUCAAGCUCUGGCACUGAGCAUGCAGAGCCGAGCCUGCCCCGUCGCUGACUUCACCUGGGAUUGCUUGGCCACUCACCUGGGCCUAGAGAACAAAGUGCUCAGGUCGCAGGCAGAGACUUAGGACUGCUCAGCAACUGUCCAGAUUUAAGGGGACAUCUGAGGAACUCUUGGGGGAGGGGGCGCUGCAGCCCCAAGCUGUCUUUUCUGGCUAUACCUGCUUAACUUCAGUUCCUUUUAUUAUUUUUUUUUUCCUGUCAAUAUGUCGGUACCCUCUGCUUUCUGGUGUUGCCUCCAUAAUGUCUUGUGUUAUGUGUGUCCACUUGUGUAGUAGUGUGUGAGCCCUCAGGGGCAGGGCUUGUGGCUCUAGUAUUAGGUUCAGGGGGCUUCAGACCCGUCUGCAAGCCCCAGGCUAUCAUGGCGCUUUCUGCUCUUUUCCCUUUUAUGCCCCACUCCUCAACCCAGGGCACGGAGCAUGUGGCUGUCCUGAGUGUCCUUAACUGAUGUGCUCCUACCUUCCGAAGUGGUGACUGUGUGUGCCCCUUCCCUCCUCUGUGUAUCCUUUCUUAGUGCUUUGCUUGAUGUCAACCUUAAUAAAAAGGCACCAUCUCCCCUCUU